CUCCCUCACCCUCCUUUCCCACACACCCCAGCCGCAAACCCCCAAAUCCGCCCAAAGAACAAUAUACAAAAACACCAGCCAAACACACAAACCCAAGGCAAAGAAGCGCUAGCCACAAACAUAAAGAGAGACUAAUUAGCCACAAACAUAAAGCUAGAGAGGUUAUACAGUUAGCGUGAGACGGAUGUCGGGCGUGUGGGUGUUCCGGAACGGGGUGGUGAAGCUGGUGGAGAACCCGUCGUCGGCGUCGGCGGCGCCCGGCGGCGGCGUGGUGCGGCGGAAGGCGCUGCUGCACACGCCGACGGGGGAGGUGGUGUCGUCGUACGCGUCGCUGGAGCGCCGGCUGCUGGGGCUGGGCUGGGAGCGGUACUACGGCGGAGGGUCGUCCGGACAUGGAGCUGACGGCGGGGGCAUGCUGCGGUUCCACAAGCGGUCGUCGGUGGACCUGAUCUCGGUGCCCAAGGAUUUCGCCCACUUCAGCUCCGUCCACAUGUACGACGUCGUCAUCAAGAACCGCGAGAGCUUCCGCGUCAUCGACGUCUAGCUAAGCUCUCCGCCUCCCUCCGGAUCAGCUGAGCCGGCCGGCCAGUACUGGUUGGUGUAUACUGCUAAUUGUGUGUAUGCAUGUUUGUACAUACUCUAUCUGCACGUAUAUGUACAUCUACGCGUGUAUAAACGUACUCGCUAGCUGUACGUGUGUAGGAGUAUUACAGUAUUAAUUACUGCAGUAUGUGCGUACGCGAUGUACGUGUGUGUUGACAUUUGUGGAUUAGGUAGAUUGUUGAUGUGCGCAUGGUCGUUGGUACCUGGAUCGUGUGCAUGCAUUGGUGUGUGGAUGUAUGUAUCAUCAGGUGCUUAAUUAAUUUCGGCUGGAAUGAAUAAAUAUUGUAAUUCACUCUCCUUCC
Molecule: messenger RNA, 905 nt
Organism: Brachypodium distachyon (stiff brome)
Lineage: Eukaryota; Viridiplantae; Streptophyta; Magnoliopsida; Poales; Poaceae
Product: flowering-promoting factor 1-like protein 2
Exons: 1
Coding region: 185-544 (119 amino acids)
Biological process (GO): regulation of flower development
Source: RefSeq, a predicted model, not a curated record